AUGGUCAGCAAGGAAGAAUUCCAAGGAUGGAUUUUGGAUUAUGCUUGCUAUCAUCGGAUCUUUCCAAUUAUUCAUGCAAUCAGCCUUCGACAUGCUGGCUCUUUAGAUAAUCUACCUGUCUCCCACCUUCGACUGGCUUGUGCCACCAUCCACUUCAUUAUUGAGAGUGAGCAACUGUCUCAAUUUAAGGAAGCCAUUAAACUUGUUCAACAAGUCAACCAAUCCAUACCACCUUUGGUUGUUUGUCAAAAGACCUACCAAAGAUUAUUAACAGGACUCCAAAUUAAGGCCCUGUUCCAGCAACUUGAAGAAGAUACUGAUAAAGCUCUUGUCAUGUUGAACACAUACUUUCCACGUUCCACUCCAAAAUCAACAGAACAGAAUCAAGGCCAGAGUUUGCCCAAAUUCAACCAGAAUCACAAAAAUUUCCGUUGCUUUUUUUUCUCUUUGGUCUCCAAUGAGAACCAACUCCGUGAUUAUCUAAAAGAGGAUUACAAUGCUGAAUUUGGUCUAAAAUUCAUGCAAUCCAUAAAGAAACUUUGUGGCCGUUUCCUACAACAAAUUGAAUCACAGCUGCUGCCUCCAAUGAUUGAAAAGGUCCUGGCUUGUCCAGAAUGUGAAAAAUUCUCUAGAAUCUCACCUGCCACAGAAUUGUUACUGGACUUUGUUCAUGAGAAGAAACUCUCCUCCCAAAAGGACACCAGCCAACAGAAUUAUCAGCAAAAGGGACAGAGAACUAUUUUAGUCUUCACUGAGCAGGAACUAUUUGAAAUGCUCACUGUCUCUUAUCCACUCUACACCCAAGACUGGCUGGCUCGUGAUCAUGGCUUAAAUCUCUCCAGUCAAGAUCUGUUUGACAGUUUUGACAGCCAAGAAACCCUGCCUCAGCCAGAUUCACAAAUGAAUUCCCUUCAUGUAACCAUCUCCAAGAGCCAAGAAUCAGCAUCAGAUUCCUUGGCACCAUUGGCAGAAUCCCAAGACUUGCAGAAACAAAAGUCAGCACACCAAGGAUCAUCGGAGAAUAAUUUUCAAGAUUGCAUUCAACAAACACUGCAACCCCAUCAUCAACAAGAAUCUGUCCAUUCCUCAUUGGCAUCAGAGCAAGAAUUACCAGAGGCACAGCUGGCAAUGAACGUGGAAAUUGCUGAACAACAGUCAGCAGAGGUACAGGGAGAAGUAAGACAAUCAGCAUUAGCACCAGGAGAAAAACCCUCACAGCAAUGUGAAAGAAUUGAAGAUGUGAUGGACGAUGCACAGGCACAGGCCAAAACAUUAAAUCAGCCCCAGGUGAUUGAAGAUGAGGUACAGUCCUCACAGAGGGAACCUGAGAUGGAAUAUCAACCUGAAGAGAUGAUACAAGAUGUACAACCUUCACAGAUGCAGCUGGAAGCACUUCCUCCAUCUCAAAUGUUACCACAAGAUGAGGUACCACUACAAUCAAGGCCAGAAAGAGUAGAAGAAAUUUUAUUACCACAGUCUGAAAUAUUAGAAAGAAGUUUAUCACAACUUCCGCAGGACCAACAGCUGCAAAUUAGAUCAUCCCAAACUCUGCUUCAGAUUACUGAUUUUGUCUUGCCUAAUGACAGUGCAGUCCAUAUUUCCUUCCCUUUGACUCAAAGUGCUGACCUUCCACCAAAUAUUACUUCAACACCAAUCCAUCAGCCAUGUGAACCAAGUACCAGUAUUGACCAACAAGAAAAGGACAAUGACAGCCAAAGACAGGCAACCUUUAUUCCCAUAGUGCCAAAUCCCUCAUCCCCAACAACUGUCACCCAGCCCAAAUACAUACAACCCUGGCCUGGCUAUGUGCCUCGGAAGCCUUCUCAUAAACUUUGCCGAUCGAACAGUUUUAAAAGUUGUGAUAUUGAUGACAAAGGUCAUCAGGAUGCUGAGAUGGUGGUGGCCAGAAAAAGACCUGGCCCCUCAGCUGUGACCCUUAAGAAGAAUUCUCCAAAACAUUCCUUGGUAGCAGAAGAAAACUCAGAUCUGUCUUGUGAUAAAGGAUCUGACACAUUGCCUUCUUCUGGGGCCACACUGAGCAGCCUCCACCUCUCUACUGACUUAAGCAGUAUCUCCUCAGGAAGUUGUGAUAUUGUCACACCAUCAGAUUCUAAUUCUGCAGAGGUAUUUUUUAUGGGCACGCCAGAGGAGACGAUUGAUUUUCAUUAUGAUUUUAUCAACAGACAUUUACUACAAGGUGUUAAGGCUUGCCUUAUCAAGUUAUACAGAAACCAGCAACUGGAUGUUAUGGAUGGAGAACAGGUCUACAGAAUUUAUACGUGA
Messenger RNA from Acanthosepion pharaonis, 2283 nucleotides. Lineage: Eukaryota; Metazoa; Mollusca; Cephalopoda; Sepiida; Sepiidae. The record is from the annotation of a GenBank genome assembly.